Molecule: messenger RNA, 5788 nt
Organism: Dalotia coriaria
Lineage: Eukaryota; Metazoa; Arthropoda; Insecta; Coleoptera; Staphylinidae
Gene: Rbcn-3B
Product: WD repeat-containing protein Rbcn-3B
Cellular component (GO): cytoplasm
Molecular function (GO): protein binding
Source: RefSeq, a predicted model, not a curated record
UACGCGCGAUGGCUUCCGUGUCAACGUGAUGUGAACUCAUUGCGCUGAUUCCUAUCGCGUACAUCUAGUCGAAAUGUGCAUGAUCGUCCACUGAAUGCGCAGGGGAGUCAUCUUUCAGCAACAAGCAUUAUUCCCGACACACGAUGCCCGGUAACAGCCUCGUCGUGCCCGUUGUGCUGUGGGGCAAACACGCGCCCACGCAUUGCAUUUCCUGCAUCUACCUCUCCAGCGACCAGCGCACGCUCGCCACCGGCUGCAAUGAUGGCCAGAUUUGUCUCUGGCAGGUUGAUCCCAAUACCCUGAAGAUGAUACCGCGAUGUCUGCUCGUCGGACACACGGCGCCUAUCCUCUGCAUCAGCAAGGCAUCUAUAGUUCAGGACAAUAACUACAUUGUGUCAAGCUCAGAGAGUGGAGAGAUGUGCACAUGGGAUUUGGUUGAUGGCAAGUGUUGUGAGUGUGUCAAACUACCACAGGUACACACCAAUAUGCAAGCCUACCAGAUGAGUAACUGUGAAGAUGUGCGCCUCUUUUGCAACGGCUACUACCCGGAGAUUAUGAUAAUGGAUCCGUUCAGCUUGGAGGUGGUGCUUGUGCUGUCGUCCAAGGUGAAUCCUGACUGGAUUAGCGCGUUACAUGUCCUGCAUCCGGCCAAGUGCAAAAACGACGUGGUACUUGCACUCACAACAACUGGGAUGUUUAAAGUGUGGACGCUGCUAGGACACGAGAAUAAGCACUCGGAGCCAAUCUAUGAGAACGAGAGUAAGCACACGCGAUGUCUGAACGCCAUUUGCCUGCAAUGCUGCGCGUAUAAUCAGCGCACAGUCCUGAUUGUCUGCUCCAAGUACUGGCAGAUUUAUGAUGCAGGUGAUUUCAGCGUCCUGUGUUCCUACGAUGCACCGCGUGGGGAGCGUUGGAUGUCUGGCGAUUUCCUCGCCGUCGACCGCAUUUUAGUGUGGUCCGAUGCGGGCACCGGAUACAUGUACAAGUUGCCCACCAACUGCAUCCCCGACAACAAAGACUUCCACAAGCAGCUUGAGGGAGACAGUCCGUAUCUGUAUUGCGUACUCAGUCAACCUGACUCAAAGCCGUUGUCAUGCCCGCCAGCGAUGCAUUAUGUAAAAACACAACGUGAAGGGAAUACGAAUCGCUAUCUGUUGCGUGGUGAUUCUGAGGGUAUUGUCUUGCUGUGGAACAUCCCCAAUGUGCCGAUGGAUCGCAUCUACGAGAUGCAACACACGAAACAGCCGCUACAGAUGGCCGCGACAUUGAACACGAGCCUCACGCACGCGUGGGCGGCGAUGCAUCCUAGCCCUGUUGGAGUGCUGGACCAGGUUGAGAAGCACGAGUCUGCGCCAGUUCGGCUAACUGCCAGUAUUUAUCUCCCAUCCCAGUGCAAGCUUGUGCUCGGCCGGGAAGACGGCACGAUCAUAAUUGUGCCUGCAUCGCAGACGAUCAUGCUGCAGAUGUUGCAUGGGAACCACCAACAGUAUGAUAAUUGGCCGCAGCAUCAAGUAUUAACCGGACAUGGCGGCCGCGUCAAUUGUUUACUCUAUCCGCAUCGAGAACACUCGCGGUACGACAAGAAUCAUCUGGUUUCCGGUGGGGUGGACUUCGCCGUGUGUCUCUGGGAUUUGUCGAAUUGUAGCUUAUUGUAUAGGUUUUGCGUUCAUGCCGGUGAGAUCACACAGCUUUUGGUACCACCAAAUAAUUGCAGUACAAGAAUACAAAAGUGUAUCUGCUCGGUGGCGUCUGAUCAUUCAGUGACGCUGGUAAGCCUUGCUGAAUUAAAGUGCGUGUGCCUUGCGUCUCGCCAUCUCUUUCCGGUGACGUUGAUUAAAUGGCGGCCGUUGGAUGAUUUCAUGAUCAUUGGUUGUUCUGAUGGUACAGUUUAUGUCUGGCAGAUGGAGACGGGGCAUUUGGAUCGUGUUCUGCAGGGUAUACCUGCUGAAGAGGUGUUGUACGCUUGCGAAGAACACGAAUCACCUAAUAGUAUUUCCUCCGAUGGGCUAGCCAACCCUGCUGUGCACUUCUUCCGUGGUUUACGACAUCGUAACCUCUCCGCCAUUCGGCACGCCACGCAACGAGGCCUUCAUCAGUUGCAGGAGCUGCGCCCGCACAACAACAUCGACGACCCUCACAUGCAACGCUCGCAUAACUCACCACUCAUCAUACAGGGCCUGCGUACCAAUCCUAAGGAUCCCGAGAGUCAUAUAUUAUUCUUUGACAUCGAAGCGCUUAUCGUUGAUUUGCUCAGCGAUGAAUAUUCGGCAAUGUCACCGAAGACUUUGGAAGCGGCGGGUUUGAUCUCACAGUCUGAGUAUUUGAAAGUUGCUGCAUUGACGCAAAGUGCAAGUCCUGAUGCGCACAAGAAACUAGUCGACUUUUUCGGCAAAGUCAAAGACAAAGCCGAAAAUGUCGAAAGGAUCAUCAAGGAGAAGGAUAAGCAUGGAAUCCUAGCGAAAAUGAAGGAAGGGGCGGAAAACGUGCACACCAAGAUUCAAGCAAAAGCCGAGCAGGUUUUGAAAGGCGACACGCAUCGUAAUUCCGAAAGCAAGCCCAACAAACCGUCUCUUAAUUUGGAUAACGUCAGCCAUGGAAUGGAGAUUGCCCAGCUGCUCUUGUCAUUAUUGCAUGCCUGGGGUAUGGACGGUGAUCUCGAUCGUGUGUGUCAAGUAAAACUGGGUUUGUUGCGUCCGAUGGUUCCGUUGUCAUUUGGUGUAUUAUCGAAGGGCAACUAUAUGUCGCUCUUUUUGCCAACGUGGCAUAAUACAAUACCGGUCGACGAACAGACUGUUACCGACAUGGGCGUUCCGAACAAGCACAUCCCCCCGGAGUUGAUCCGCCGGGAGCAGAUUACUCGCGUGUUCACGUCGCGCACACACUGGGAGCUGAGCACAAUGCUCACCAGCAAUCAUCUGCUCGCCAUCAUUGCGCUUAGUCAUACACUCAUGUCCAUGUCGAAUGCAACCUUCGUUCCUGAGCAGGAGCGUAAUCGUAAGUUGCAUAGACAAACAACACGCGUCGAUUGGAGUAAAACCGAUGAAGAGCAUGAGGAAAUGUACACACAACAACAGGCGCAGAUUAAACAAGGAUGGUCACUGCUUGCCACGCUGCACUGUGUCCUUUUGCCUGAUAAAGUAGUGCAGAAUGGCGCGAAGCAGUUCAAGCGCCCGCAGGUCGAGAUGAUGGCGAAGCGUUGGCAGCAUCACUGCGUUGAAGUGCGCGAAGCAGCACAAGCAUUACUCCUAGCUGAGUUAGGUAGACUGGGACCCAAAGGUCGGAAAGCGUUGGUUGAUUCCUGGGCACAGUAUUUGCCCUCUUACACACAGACGGAACCGAUUAACCAACAGGGAAUGAAUAAUAUCCAGCCAGGAACACCGGAAGCAAUGGAGGAGGAGUACGACGAGGAAGAGGAGGAGCAGAUUCGAAAGCCGGCGAGUCUCGCUGAGCUUAAACGCAAACAAACUACAGCCGUGGUAUUAUUAGGGGUGAUUGGGGCUGAAUUUGGGCAAGAUAUUACGACGGAUAGUAAUAAGCGGCGGCAGAGUAACGAUCGUCGCGGGUCGUUUGUUGAUGGGUUUGGUAUCGGUAAUAACAACUUGGCAAGAUUGACAUCGCUGGCAUUGUCACAUUUGCUGCUAGCUCCACCAAGCACCAAGUUUCCGGCGCAUAUUCCUUUGAGGCGCGCUGCCAUUGACCUCAUUGCGGGGUUUACUGUUUGGGAGCCUUAUCUCGACAUUAGCAAGGUGCUGCUGGGCUUGUUGGAGCUGUGUGCGGACGCGGACCGCCUAGUGCCUAGCAUGACGUACGGCUUACCGCUUACACCUGCGGCGGAUUCCUGCCGUACUGCCAGACAUGCGUUGACGCUAAUUGCCACCGCCAGGCCUGCUGCAUUUAUAAUUACGAUGGCAAAAGAAGUAGCACGUUACAACGCAUUGCAGCAGAACCCUCAGACCCUAAAUGUCAAUGUGAAUAACUCAGUGCUACACCGGUCGAAGCCGGAGAUUUUGCGCAGCGUCGAACUGCUUAUCGAAAAGAUGCCCAACGAGAUGUCCGAGCUGCUGGUUGAGCUUAUGGACAUUAUUCUACACUGUGUCGACCCCGGACAUUUGAAAACCAAAGGCUUGCAGGACGUGUUUCCGGCUGUCUGUCGAUUUAAUCAGGUGUCGCACUGUCCUUCUACUAGAAGAAUUGCAGUUGGUGCAAAUAAUGGUAGUUUAACAUUAUAUGAGCUGCGACAAGGAAAGAAUACGGCCAUCCACGCCCACACGACGGCGAUCACGGCCGCUGCCUUCAGCCCCGAUGGAAAGUAUCUAGUCAGCUAUUCGAGUGGUGAUAAUAAAUUAUCAUUCUGGCAAACAAGCACAGGAAUGUUCGGUUUGGGCCAGUCGCAAACACGUUGUGUCAAGUCGUACUCAACAGCGCCGAUUGCAGACGUCAGUCGCUUGAAUCCGAUGCGGUUGGCGCGCCUCGUCUGGAUUAACAAUCGCACUGUCACUCUGAUGCUCGCCGAUGGGUCCGAAACGCGCUUCAACGUUUAGAGAACAACCCUAGCGCCUAAGUAAAUAAAACCGUUGCCUUUUAAUUCCACGAAUGGAGAUGAACCGGCGGAAGCGAUCGAGAAGCAAAAAUCCAAAGCAAAUCUCUGCACAUAAUGUUGAUAUAAUAUUACAAUCUCCUUAUUACCUAUUAACCACCGUAGUGGAUGUAAGAUAUUUUGAUUGGUUACUUGCGUUACUUGACGAUUGGCCACUGGUAGCGAGGUGUGUUAUUGAAAUUGUGUUUUCAAUGCGACAAUAACGAAUCGUAGGCAAACGACGAGGAAGUCCUUGGAAUCUAGAGAAAAAUCAGCAUACUUAUGAUAUAUAAAUUAUAAAUAACGAAGUAACUAACCGUGCGAGGAUGCGAUUUUAAUCGUUUUAUAGUUGUUAGAUACCAUUUGAUGGAUGUCGUUCUAUUGUAUGUAAACAUAAAGCUGUCCCUGUCUGUUUCAUCCGCAUCGUUCAUUAAGCCACGCCAUGUUAUUACGCAGCUGAUAUACAUUCCUAUAAAUACACGUACACACAUCCACACGAAUACACCGACCGUAUAAAGUAUGAAUUUAUUUUUUGCUGGGAAUGAAGCAGCAUAGAAACAAAGAUUUAUUUAUUCGCUGUAAUUAAUUGUGAUCUGUAUGCAUAUUAGGUAUAUUUUAGUACUUGUAGCGAAUUUUAAAACUAUUUUUGUUUAAGAUAUUAUUUGAUGACGUUAGUGAGCAGGCUAUAAUUCACUAUGAUAUCGACUUGCUUUGUAUAUUAUCUUGUUAACUAUUAUUACUAUUAUUAAUAUGAUUAUGAUGUUAUCUAAUCUUAUGCGAACGCUUUCGAUGGAAUUCGAUAGAUUGUUAUCAUUUCGAUCAGUCACCGCAUCAGUCAUACGCGCUACCCUCUAAACGUAACGAUUUCCUCUCGUUGUUGUUGAUUCUAUUCCGUAAGUUUUCCUGUGCUCUUAUUGUUGUGCCGUUCGACCGAGAUACUCUUGCACGAAAUUUACGUUCAAAGCGCAAAUUAAACAGAGAUUUCGAAAAGGAAAUCAAUUUAAUCGAUGUGUGUGUAUGUGCAAAACUUAUAUUAAACGUAUGUUGUAAGGUAUACAAACAGAAGUAAAUUGAAAACCACGUUUAGAUUAUACUCGGUGGAAUGCAAUCAAUCACACUGACUAAGAACAAACCAAAUAUCCUAUGUUACGUUGAGAUUGAGAUUGAGAUGCAAUGCAAUGAAAACUGAUAAUAUAUUAACAUGUUAACUUA